CUACUAGUAUAUUUCAACUUUUCCACACAAAUACACAAUGCAUAUAUAUUCUUCUCUUCUCCUUCUGUUUCUUUUCUUAUUUAUUUAAUUAAUUUAAUAAAUCAGUAAAUAUCAUGACAUCGACGUAACUAAUAUUUCUUAAUUCCAAUUCAACACAUACCUCAUCAUCACUCCCGUCCAACUCAAAUCAAUUCCACCGCCGCCGAUGGCCGUACCGCCGCCGCCGCGGCUGGCCGUCCUCCUCCUCCUCCUCCUCGUUUUGGUGGAGGACCACCCGUCGGAGGCUCAACAGAGCUACAUCAACAAGAAGCAGCUCGAUUGCAACAAAAACCACACCGCCACGCUCGGCUUCGUCUGCAACGGCGCCGCCUCUUCCUGCCCUUCUUUCCUCACUUUCCGGUCGACCCAGACCUACAACAACCCCGCCACCAUCGCCUACCUCCUCUCCGCCGACGCCUCCGAGAUCGCCGCCGCCAAUAAUAUCUCCGACGUCGACCCGCUCCCUCUCGACACUCUCCUCGUCGUCCCCAUCAAUUGUUCCUGCUCUCAAAGGUACUACCAACACAACGCAACGUACACCCUCAAAAAGCAAGGCGAAAAUUACUUCGACGUCGCCAACAUCACCUACCAAGGCCUAACCGCCUGUCAGGCCAUGGAAGCUCAGAAUCCGUACAAUUUCCAGAUGCUCAACGUCGGAAUGACCAUCACCAUUCCGCUCCGCUGCGCUUGCCCCACCCGCAAUCAGACCGCUGCCGGCUUCAGCUACCUUCUCACCUACCUCAUCCGUCAGGGAGAAACUUAUGAAUCCAUCGCUACCGCCUUCGCCGGCGCCGGAGCAGACGUCGCGAGCAUCCUCACCGCCAACGAGCUCUCCGCCUCCGACUUGAUCUAUUUCUUCACUCCACUUCUGAUACCGCUCAAAAUCGAACCUACAAAACAGAACAUCAACGCCGUAGCUCCGCCACCGCCGCCGCGCCCCUCCGCUCCGCCUCCAAACGCACCACCUGCGCAGGGCGGCGGUUCCGAUUCCAACAAGGGGAUUUUCAUCGGCGUUGGAAUUGGAGCCUCUCUCUUACUUCUUCUCACCUCAAUUUUGCUAUUUUGGUUCCUCUUCUACCGCCAUCGCCGCCAGCACCACAAAUCUCCACCUCCGCCUCCAUUACCGCCGAAGCUCAUAGACGAAUCCGGAGAAUCGACGACUAAAUCUCUCACCAGCUGGUCGUUAUCGUCAGAAGGCAUCCGCAGCGCCACCGAAACCCUAACGAUUUACAAAUUCUCAGAUCUGGAAAAGGCAACACAAUCCUUCUCCGAAUCCAACCGAAUCAACAACUCAUCAGUGUACCGAGCGUCAUUCAACGGCGACGAGGCGGCGGUGAAGAUAAUGAAAGGAGACGUGUCGCGUGAGAUCAACGCGCUGAGGCUGAUCAACCAUUCCCGCAUCCUCAGGCUCUCUGGCUUCUGCGUCCACGACGGCCUAACCUACCUUAUAUACGAAUACGCCGAGAACGGGUCCCUCUCCGAUUGGCUACACCCGGGACCCAAGCUCCAGCCCCUCCCCUGGAAACAGAGGAUUCAAAUUGCCUGCGACACAGCCGAUGCCUUAAACUACCUACACAACUUCACCACUCCUCCUUACAUCCACAAGAACCUUACAACCUCAAACAUCCUUUUGGACACCACAAUGAGAGCCAAGAUCACAAAUUUCGGCCUGUCGAGAACAUUCGACGCCGGCGGCGGAGACAACGAAGCCGUUAUUACAAGGCACGUCGUGGGGACGUACGGAUACAUGGCGCCGGAGUACGUCGAGAGUGGAUUGGUUACGCCGAAAUUGGAUGUUUAUGCAUUAGGGGUAGUGAUCCUCGAGCUGUUGUCGGGGAGGGAGGCCGUGGGAGGUGACCAAGCAGCGUUGGCCGAAGCCGUGGAGGAAGUGUUGGGUGCGGAGGAGAAUGUGAGGGAAAAGAUUCGGGAUUUUAUGGAUCCGUUGCUUGGGGAGGAUUAUCCGCGGGAGCUCGCCUACCCGGCUUUGCAGCUGGCAAGGAGCUGCGUCGAUCACACCAUGGAUGCUCGGCCUCCCGUCUCGGAGGUGUUGGCGGCUCUGUCGAAGCUUCUUAAGGCCUCGUUGCAGUGGGAUCCUUCGCGCGAUUCGUCGUCACUUGUGUUAGAUUGAAGAGGCUGGCUGCAUUAACUAGAGUCGUUCGAAUUUUGUUGUAUGGAUGCAUUAACGAGGGUAGUUCGAAUUUUAUUGGAGAUUAAGAAAUAAUAGUAUUUUAUUAAUUAGUAAAAGUGUCGAAGAGUUUUUAACAUUUU
Messenger RNA from Andrographis paniculata, 2307 nucleotides. Its product is annotated as protein LYK5. The transcript has a single exon. The record is from RefSeq and is a predicted model, not a curated record. Lineage: Eukaryota; Viridiplantae; Streptophyta; Magnoliopsida; Lamiales; Acanthaceae. Bases 206 to 2167 code for a protein of 653 amino acids. Gene Ontology annotation, biological process: protein phosphorylation. Gene Ontology annotation, molecular function: protein kinase activity; ATP binding.